AAAGUGAGCAGUAUUCCAUCUCAUCGUAAAUUCGAUUCGAAACCAAAAGUCCCCGACUCAGCAACGCCCCACCUCGAGAUCCCAGUCGCGACGGAGAAUGGGGACCGCCGCCGCCGUGCUCGACCUCGUCGCGCUGGUGCCCUCCUGGAGCGCGGUGGUGGUGCUCCUAGCCUACCUCGGCUACCUCGCCGACGCGGGCGCCCUCCUCCCCGGGAAGCUCGUCGCCGGAGCCGUCCUCCCCGACUCCUCCCGACUCCACUACCGCUGCAACGGUUUGCUCUCCCUCCUUCUGCUCCUGGGGCUGAUUGCGAUGGGUGUCUACAUGGAGUGGAUGUCUCCCACGGUUGUAGCUGACAGGGGACUAGAGCUGCUGUCAGCGACUUUCAUCUUUAGUGUCCUUGUCUCUUUCGCACUCUAUUUUGCCGGCUUAAAGUCCCGCCAUAAAAGUUCUUCUUUGAAACCACAUGUUAGUGGGAGCUUCAUACAAGAUUGGUGGUUGGGAGUGCAGCUUAAUCCUCAUUUCAUGGGAGUUGAUCUCAAAUUCUUUUUCGUGAGGGCUGGAAUGAUGGCAUGGUUAUUUAUCAACCUCUCUCUGUUUGCAAAGAGCUACCUGGCUGAUUCAGUCAACCUUUCGGUCAUUCUCUACCAAUUCUUUUGCGCGUGGUAUAUUAUAGAUUACUUCGUCCAUGAAGAGUUCAUGACUUCAACGUGGGACAUUAUUGCUGAAAGGCUGGGUUUCAUGCUGGUGUUUGGUGAUCUAGUUUUCAUUCCUUUCACUUUCACUCUUCAGGGUUGGUGGCUUUUGAGAAACAAAGUGGAGCUGCCCCUCUUGGCUUCUGUAGCUAACUGCUUCAUUUUUCUAAUUGGCUAUCUAGUGUUCAGAGGAGCUAACAAACAAAAACAUGUGUUCAAGAAGGACCCUAAAGCUCUUAUAUGGGGUAAACCUCCCAAAGUUGUUGGGGGAAAGCUACUUGCAUCUGGCUACUGGGGCAUUGCAAGGCACUGUAAUUACCUAGGAGAUCUACUGCUGGCUCUUUCAUUCAGCUUGCCCUGUGGUGCCAGUUCUGUGAUUCCAUACUUCUACCCCACCUACCUGCUCAUUCUACUGAUAUGGAGGGAAAGAAGAGAUGAAGCACGGUGCUCGCAGAAGUACAAGGAUAUCUGGGCAGAAUACUGCAAGCUUGUGCCAUGGAGGAUCCUACCUUAUGUGUACUAAUAAUUAGGGGGUAUUAUUACCAGUUGAGUUGCAUCAUUGUAGAGCCUAGCGCGGUGGAUCGUACGCUAGUCAAUCUUAUUGGUCUGGGAUCAUCUCUUGUUGAAUCAUCUGGCACUUAUAAACUAUGAGCAUGUACGUAAUGUUGCAGCCGGAUACCUAUGUUUGAAAUCAAGUACGUCUUCCGUCAAUAAUUUUGAUAUGCAAGCCAUGUAAGCUGAGUUUGUUGGUUUGUCUCAGGAUUGGUCUA
This is a messenger RNA of Phragmites australis (common reed), 1463 nucleotides long. Its product is annotated as delta(14)-sterol reductase-like. Gene Ontology annotation, biological process: sterol biosynthetic process. Gene Ontology annotation, molecular function: Delta14-sterol reductase activity. Bases 98 to 1216 code for a protein of 372 amino acids. NCBI's taxonomy places the organism in Eukaryota, Viridiplantae, Streptophyta, Magnoliopsida, Poales, Poaceae. Gene Ontology annotation, cellular component: endoplasmic reticulum membrane. The record is from RefSeq and is a predicted model, not a curated record. The transcript has 13 exons.